Corticium candelabrum is the source of this 1360-nucleotide messenger RNA. RefSeq names its product nucleosome assembly protein 1-like 1-B. The transcript has 18 exons. Gene Ontology annotation, biological process: nucleosome assembly. The record is from RefSeq and is a predicted model, not a curated record. Gene Ontology annotation, molecular function: histone binding; chromatin binding. The coding region runs from base 94 to 1275 and encodes 393 amino acids. NCBI's taxonomy places the organism in Eukaryota, Metazoa, Porifera, Homoscleromorpha, Homosclerophorida, Plakinidae. Gene Ontology annotation, cellular component: chromatin; nucleus.
GUUACGCUUAUUCCCGCGCAUUGAGCACGUGUUGUUGUGUUCCUCACGAACGUGUUUGUGUCAUUCACUUCAAUUUUCUGAUCACCGAUUACGAUGGCUGACGAAGAAACUAAGCCUGCAGAAGGAGAGGAAACCACUGAAGCAGCCGCCGAGAAUGACGACAGUGAUGGAGAUGAUAAAGAAACAGGCGACAAGUCAACAAUCGUUUCCGAUGCGCUGAAGACUCCGGGCGUUUUGGAAGCCGUCCAGAAUCACUUGGGUUCACUUGUCGGUAUGUCAUCCGGUUACCUUGAAAAUCUUCCCGAGCCGGUUAAACGAAGACUAAGAGCACUGAAAAACAUACAGGUUGAUUGCUUGAAGGUCGAGUCAAGGUUUUAUGCGGAAGUCCACGAAUUGGAGUGCAAGUAUCAGUCGUUGUAUAAAGAACAUUAUGAUAAGCGUGCUACUAUUGUGAGUGGAAGUUAUGAGCCAACUGAUGAGGAAUGUGAAUGGGUGGAGGAGGAUGAUGAGGAAGAAGGUGAAGAUAAGAAGGAGGAGGAUACAGAACCUAAAGCAUCAGUUGUUCCAGAAGAUGCCAAAGGUAUUCCUGAAUUCUGGUUGUCAGCAAUGAAAAACAUCGAAAAUCUCAACCAACAAAUUCAAGAAUACGACGAGCCCGUGCUGCAGCAUCUCACCAACGUAGAACUGGAGUACACUCAGAAUCCAACAGGUUUUGUUUUGAAAUUCCAUUUUGAUCCCAAUGACUACUUUACUGAUACAGUACUGACAAAGACAUAUGAGGUGAAGGCUGAAGUUAGCAAUGACAAUCCGUUUGCUUUCGAUGGACCAGAAGUCACAAAAUCUACAGGUUGUAAGAUCAAUUGGAAGAAAAGCAAGAAUGUUACCGUGAAGAUGAUGAAGAAAAAGCAGAAGCACAAAGGACACGGGCAGUCACGUGUCGUGACAAAGCAAGUCAAAGUUGAUUCCUUCUUUAAUUUCUUCUCUCCUCCGGAAGUUCCAGAAGGUGAAGAAGGAGAGCCUGAUGAGCUAGAAAAACUCACAUUUGAUUACGAACUGGGUCUCUUCUUUCGAGAUAGAUUCAUUCCACGGGCUGUCUUGUAUUUCACCGGUGAAGCAAUAGAUGACGACGAUGAGUUCGACGAGGAGGAGUCGGGCGACGAGGACGAGGAAGACGGCGAAGGGCAGGAUCCCAACUACGUUCCCAAGACUACCGAUGGAAAGUCUCAAUUUCGGAAUGUCGAUGAUGGCAAGCCUCAAGAGUGCAAGGCACAGUAGAGAGAGAGAGAGAGGGUGGAGACAUUCAGUUGGGCUUGAAUAUCGUAACCGCACAAUUAAUAAUAAAAAUUAAUGUGGCCAUUCA